Prorocentrum cordatum is the source of this 432-nucleotide messenger RNA. Lineage: Eukaryota; Dinophyceae; Prorocentrales; Prorocentraceae. The record is from the annotation of a GenBank genome assembly.
AUGGUGCGGCGCCUCGCUGGCCUCGGCUUCCGGAAGGUCCACAACGUGAACGAGGACUUCUACGCCGUGAUCGAGUCUGGGAAGCUGCCGGAGCACGACUUGAUACUCAGCAGCCCCCCGUACUCGGGCGACCACCUGGAGCGCUGCCUCCGAUUCUGCGGGAGCUGCGGCAGCGCCUGGGCGCUGCUGCUGCCGAACUGGGUGCAGAGCCGGCCAUACUUCCGCGAGGUGCUGGGCUCGAAGUCUGAGCAGGUGUUCUACAUUCGAGGGAGGGAAAACGACAUAGACAUACACCUUUCGGAGUUCCGCGCGGAUUUCCCGGGAUCGGCGCUGGACCCCCCUGAGCACGCCAGGGACGGCGCCGGAGGCGCUGUCAGGGGGGCCCAGCGCCGAUCCCAAGAAAGCCGCGCGGAGCGCCGAAAGUUUCGUUGA